UUCUCUUCUCCCACUCACCUGGCGCCCACGGACAGGAUGCAGGGCGCCACCGCCGUCCCCGAGGUGAGGAGGAGCAGGGCUUCGCCCUCGCCGGACAAGUUCGACGAGAGCGCCAAGAAGCCGCGGCUGGACCUGCCCGACGGCCUCGUCAAGCAAGAGGCGGCCGGAGGAGGAGGAGACGGCGGCGCCAUCGUCGCGGUGGAGCUCGCCGUGAGGAUCGGCAAGCAUGUGCUCCACUGCCCCCUCUGCACCCUCCCCUUCAAGCCCCCAGUCUACCAGUGCAAACGGGGCCACCUGGCCUGCGGCGGCUGCGUCGCCCAGCUCCCCUGCGGGCAGUGCAUGGCGUGCGUGGACGGCGCCGGCUUCUUCGACCCCUGCCCCGCGCUGGACACCGUCGUCUCCUCGACCAGGGUCCAGUGCCCCAACGCCGGCUGCCAGAGGUACGUCACCUACCACGAGGCCGCCGACCACCAGAGCGCGUGCGCGCACGCUCCCUGCUGCUGCACGGAGCCCGACUGCGGCUACGUCGGCGCGCCGCAGUCGCUCGCCGGCCACCUCAACACCGUCCACUCGGUGCCGGUGCGCGCCCUGCAGUACGGCAAGGCCAUCCAGCUCCGGGUGCCGGUGUCGGCGCUGGCACCGCGGCUGCUGCUCCUCGGCGACGACGACAACCGCGUGUUCCUCCUGUCCGUGGGCGCGCUCGAUGCCGGCACGGCUGCCGUGUCCGUGGUGUGCGCCAGGGCGAGCGCGGUGGCGCGCCCGCGGUUCACGUGCAAGAUGUGGGUCAACCUGGAGCCAGCGGCGGCGAGCGGUGCCAGGGCCGACUCGGUCCGGGUGGAGAUGCAGAUGAGGAGCAGCACGUCGCCCGGCGCGGUGCUCGCCGUGCAGGAGCCGACGUUCCUGGCUGUGCCGCCGAUGUACCUCGUUCCACCGCCAGCAGCAGCAGCAGGGGAUAAGGCGGCCAUGGAAGUUCCCCUGUACAUCCGCAUCGACAAGGUCUCCCCUUGGUCAUCCGACGCAUUGGUUUAGGUCCCUCCAGCACUCGUCUUGUCUUAGAUUGGGAAACAAACGAUGCGAUUCAAGGCAGUCUUAUUUUGGAGAUCCAGCUGAAAGCAUGAAACUAUUUUAGAUGAUGUUUAAUUAGGAGUGGAUGCGGUUUAUCUUUUGAUGUAGUUCAUCCUGCAGGCUAGUGAACUUUCAUGUCAUUGUAUGGUACUUAAAUCGCACUAGGAUAUUAUCAUGCUUGGUGCUAUGUCAUUCCAAGAGUGAAUUCCACAUUUACCCCAUA
This is a messenger RNA of Hordeum vulgare subsp. vulgare (domesticated barley), 1288 nucleotides long. Its product is annotated as E3 ubiquitin-protein ligase SINA-like 10. Bases 37 to 1029 code for a protein of 330 amino acids. The transcript has 2 exons. Gene Ontology annotation, molecular function: zinc ion binding. Lineage: Eukaryota; Viridiplantae; Streptophyta; Magnoliopsida; Poales; Poaceae. The record is from RefSeq and is a predicted model, not a curated record.